This is a messenger RNA of Cinara cedri, 7415 nucleotides long. NCBI's taxonomy places the organism in Eukaryota, Metazoa, Arthropoda, Insecta, Hemiptera, Aphididae. The record is from the annotation of a GenBank genome assembly.
AUGGCAGAUCCAGAAGAUAGUGAUAGUGACUUUGACAUAAAUACUCAUAAACCAUAUAAAAGGGUAAGUUUUUUAGUUAAAAUUGUUGUUUUUCUGUACAUUUUUUUUUUUAAUGUAUUAAUUUUGUUUUUAGAUUAUUGAAAGUGAUGGAGAAAGUUCAUCUGGUAGUUCUAUUGGUGAACCUAAAAUGUGUUCAAUAUGUUUAACAGAUAUAGGACGACAAGAUUUAUCUUCUCCAAAUUCUUGUUCACAUUCAUUUUGUUUGAACUGUCUUACUCAAUGGGCAAAAGUAAAAUAUAUUUUGUUGAAUUGAAAUAAAAUAUAAUUUAUUAAUUACCUAAUAAAUUAUUAAUAUAUUUUGUUAUUAGACUGCAAAGACAUGUCCUAUUGAUCGUUUAAAAUUCACACUUAUUAUUGUAAGGAAUAGUCGUGGGCAUGUAUUACAAGAAAUUGAUAUAAGUAAUAAUGAAGAUUCUAAUAAGGAGAGUUUAGAUAGUGAAGACUUAACGUAUUGUGAGGUAAAUAUUGAAAUAUCUUUACAUUAUACGUAACAACUCUUACAGUUUUGAUUAAAAAUGAAAAUAUUUUUUUCAGGUUUGCCAUUUGUGCAAUCGUGAAGAUGAAAUGCUUUUAUGUGAUAUUUGUGACAGCGGGUAUCAUAUGGACUGCAUUAAUCCACCACUCUUCCAAGUACCUGUUGAAGAAUGGUAUUGUCCACAAUGCCGUGACAGAGAAGAACUAGGAGAAGAGGUCAGGCUUAAGUUAAAAUAAUGAAAGUUCACAAUAAGGCUUAUUAAUAUUCAAAAAUGAAAAAUAUUAUUUUAUUUGAUAUAAGUUAUUACUAAAGGUUCUGAUUUUAUUGCACUUAUAAUAAUUAUUAUAUUUACAAAUAUAAUAAUUAUUAUAUUUGUAAAUUUAUUUUGAAAACUAAGAAAAUUAAAUGUUGAUAAUUUAUUGAUAAAAUUUCUAUUUUACAUUUUGUAAAGAUUUUUAGAUUUUUAGUUAAUUUAUUGUAAUUUUUUUUUAUUUUUUAUUUUAUAAAGAAUAAUACAUAAAUAAUAAUACAUAAUAGUACAUCUAAUAAAAAAAAAUCUUUUAAUUUUUUGAUACAGCAUUUUACCUUUUUUUCCAGAGAAUUUAGAUUUGUAGCUACAGAAUGAUUGUUGUUUAAUUUGAAUAGUGUUAUAACUACAGUUAUUAAUCAUUUUAAAACUUACAAUAAACAUAUUUUAAAUUUUAUUUUUUUAUUAAAAUUUUUGUUACUCUUUUUAUAACUCAUGAUUUUUAAGUACUUAACAUUUUAAACUUUUUAUUGUUCUUUGAUGCUAUAAAAUCUAAAUUUUAGUUAUUAACAAUGUUAUAAUUAAUAUAUUGUUAUUAUAAUAUUUCUAUUUUUUCAAAUAGCAAAUUGGACUAGUGAUUCUCAAUGCGUUAAACAAUAUGCACCAAGUAGAAAUGUCAAAUAUCUCUAGAGCAAGGCUGUCAGGAUCACGAGAGCCACGUUUAGUUCCAAGAACAAGAGCUGUUGAAAGAGUACGAAUGCAUACUCGACGAAUUCAAGAAAAUGUUAUGGUUUGUAUUAUUAAGUUUAUAAUAUUUUGAUUUUAUUUUAUUAUACCUGUAAGGGAUAAUAGUAUUUAUUAAAGUACUUAUUAAUAAUUAAUAUUGCUAGGUGUGUGUAAAUGAAAAUGGUGAUAUAUAAGUAGCUAUGUUGUCUGUAGUUAAUAUAAUUGCUUUAGUCAAAUUAUAUUAUACUAGUUGUACUUUUGCUAUUAAAAGUUGUUCUAAAUAAGUAAAAUCUUAUAGUUCUAUAAGUACAAUUCAUGGAUUAAUUGUAUUUCUUGUACAAAUUGUUAUUUUUUUUCGUUAUUGGUAUGAUUUAAUAUUGAUAAUGAUUUCUCUCCAAGCAGUUUGUACACAUAUCAAAAUUUGAGUUUGCUUUUAAUAAUUUUCUAAAUAAAUUGUAUUAACUUUUUGUUAACUAUGUUACUGUGCUAACUAUUGUUAUUUAUUGUUAUUUUCGUAAUUAUUAUUAUUAUUGAUCGUAUUAAUGACUAAUGAACUUUGCACUUAUUGCACUUUGUAGUUGACUAUAUGUUUAGGUUUAUGAACUAUGUCUAUAUCACCCUUUUGUCUCUUAUAAUAUAGUUCUAUAAUUGGCUAUUAAAAAGUUGAUAAUUUUAUUUACUCUUGACUUUGUAAUUGCAUAUUGCUUAUAUACAUUAUUUUUAAUAAUUAUUUAUUUUUACAUUCGGAACAUAAGUAAAACAAAAAAAAUUACCUAUACACGUGUUAUAAAUUAAUACAGAAUGUAUAAACUUCUAGAAGCAUCUAGAUUUGAAGUUGACCUAGUUUCAGUUUGACCUAAAUAUGUCCAACAUAAUUCUGAAAAUUAUAUUUGAUAAAUAAUUAAAAAAUAGUAAUAAUAUUAAAUUUGCAUUGUGUAGGCUGCUGAAGAAGAAAAUCAAGAACAAUCAACUUCUAGCAGAAAAAAGCCAAAAAAACCUUCAAAAAGAAAUACUAGAGUUAAAAAAUGUAGUAAAAAGGUAAUUAAAAUAAUGUUUACUUGUUUAUUAAAUGCUGUACAUACAUACCAAUGUUUGGUUAAUAUGGUUUAUAUAUUUUAUUUGUUUUAAGCGUAACAAAAUUAGAAAAAAGAACACUAAUUUAUCUGAAAGAUUAGGGCAGUGUUCUUCAAGAGAGAAUAGAAAUUCCACUGGCAAUGCUGGCUCAUUUGGUGCUUCAACAAGUUUUGUGACUCCUAGGCGAAUGAGUUUAUUUAGAACUCGUUAUGAUCUCGAAUAUGUUGCGGAGUGCGUAAUUGUAGCUUGGAUUCUAAUUUAUUAAAAUGUAUUAAAUAAUUAUUUGUAACUUUGAUUUUAGUUCGUCAGAUGGUGAACAUGAAGUUGGUGGUGAUGGAUCUUUACAAAUGGUGUCAAUGCCCCGAAUACGUGUUUCAACUACUGAUUUGAUUUUGCGCAAAGAAAUUAGUGAAAUUGCACGUCGACCAGUACAAAGAAACAUAAACAUAUCACAUAACAUUAAUUCAGUAAAUAUAUUGGACACUAUUAUGAAUAUACAAGAAAAUGAGUUUAAAAAGAAGCCUACUGAUAAUGUUGAUAAACACAUUACCCAAACUCCAAUGUAUUCGGAUAGAACUGAUAAAAGUUCUGACAAUUUUAAUAACUAUUCGUCCAAUCGCAAUAAUAAUAAAAGUUAUCCUAAAAACAAUGAUCAAUCAUAUUCUGAAGCAGGAAAUUCAAGUACAUAUGGAGAAUCUCAUUUGACUAAUGAACAAAAUUUUAGUGAAAAUCAACCAGUUAAUCCUUUUCCUUAUAGAAACAGUGGUCCUAUCAAGUUUCGUAUGAAUGUUACUAAAAUGGGUGAAAGAAAACAGCCACAAACACCUCCUAAGGUGGUCACUACAGAAUAUAAUGUAGACGGGAGCGGACCUAGUACUCAAACAGAAGAAACAUUUAAAGCUCUUGAACCCCCUCCUGAACCACCAGCUUUAUUAUUAGGUAUUAAUUUAGAUGAAGAUGAUGCUGAUAAUCUUGUUAUCGAUGAUAAAGAUUAUUAUGAUCCAGAAAAUCCUAGUGAUGGUGAUGAUGAAGAUCCAGCUGACGUUAGUAGACGAACAGCCGUAACUGGUUAUAUGCAAUCACCCACUUAUGGUGGUUAUAUGGAGCAGGUAGAGAAUAGGUCUAUACCCAUUAUACCAGUUUCUAAUAGUAACAACAUAUUACGCCCAGCUGAUGAUAUUGUAUCUUCUGAAGAAGAGGAAAAAGAAAUUAAUGAUGACUGUCCAAAUAUAGCAUUAUAUUCAUCUACUAGUCUUAAAUUGUCUUCAUCACCCAAAGAAUAUGGGCCUAUUUUAGAAGACGAAGCAACUAAAAUUGAUAAAUUGAGUGGAGAUGCUGAAUUACAGUUUAUACCAAUGCCACCUGUUAGUCCUGAAAGAAAUUCACAAUCAGCACAAGAAGAAAGUCCUAAAUCUGAAGAACUUGUACUUUUGGAAAGCAUUGAAGUCAAUGAUAAUGAUGAAAAAUUUCAAAAUGUUGACAAUUCAGACAAUGAUGAAAAUAAAUUUAACUCUGAUGAUGAUGUAAAUGAUGUUAUUAAUGAGGUUAAUUUAGAAUGUGAGAAAGAAUCUGAAACAGAAAAAACAGAACAACAGCUAGAUUUUGAAAUUGAUACUGUUGCUGAACUGAAUGACAGCACAAAUAUAAACAAAGAAAAUCAAAGUUUACUUGGAGGUGCUACAUGUUCUGAAGUGUCAUGUGCAACAUUAAUCUGUUCAGACAAUGAUAAUCAACAUAAAGAAACUGUUGAUUUAAGUUUUGAUCCAAUAUCAGACUCGGAGGAUGAAAAAAAAAAGGAUAAUAGAAGUUCUGAUGAGAGUGAAAAAGGAGAGAAAUUAUCAAAUGGUAAGAGUGAGGUAACUGUCAAGCACAAGGAUAACAAAGAUAAAGCUAAAAAACCUAUAGUAAAAGAAAAAGAAAUUGUGCCAUGGAAAAAGUUAUCUAAACCUUCCAAAGAUAGAAAUUAUCGUUAUGGUAAAGGGAAAGAAAAAAUUGGCGAAGAAAAUGUCCGCAAAGAAAAAAAACAAAAGAGAAAAGAGAUAGAACUGUAUGAUGUUCGUAGAGUACUUGAAGACAGGCCUAGACGUAAAAAAGAUAAAUUUGGACGAGACUUAUCUAAAUCUAGUAAUAGUGAUUCCAGUUCUAAGGAUCGUAGUCGGCGUAAAAAACGUAAAAGAAGUCGCUCCAAACAAAGAAAACGGUCUGUUUCAUCUAGUAAACCAAGAAGUCGUAAGCGAUCAAAGAGUCGAUACCGCAGUGAGUCUAAAAAUAGAUACCGUUCAAAAAGUCGACAUCGAUCUAGGAGUAGACAUAGAUCAAGAAGUUCAAAGCGUUUAAGUAGAUACGAUAAGGGUCAGUUAAAUAUAACAAAGGAACGAUAUCGUUCACCAUCACUGUUGGACGAACGUGACAUGUCUCCAUUGUUGUCAAAACGACAAACAAAAAAAUCAAAAGAAAAAGCUAGUAUAUAUUCUAAAAUUGAAAAAGACUACGAGAGAAAAUUGUUAAAAAAUCAAAAAAGUUCUAAAAAGAAGAUCAAGAAAAAGUCUAAAGAUUAUCAAUUCUCUUCUCUGUCUCCGAGAUCAUUAUCACCUGGGAUGCAGGUUUGGCAAUCGCCUAGAGAACAUAAUUUAAGCCCGUGGUCACAUACUGAUAUAUCUCGUACACCAUCACCUGUUUAUUCACGCCAUACAGCAGAUAUGGAAAUGAAUUAUUCGAAUAGAGAUCAAGAAUUUUCUGAAUAUAAUGAUAAUAUGGGACUAAAUAAUUUAACAGUAAUUGUUAAAAAUGACAGUGUAAAAAAAUCCAAACUUUCUAAACGUCAUAAACGUCAGAUAACUGGUCCCCCUGUAAAAGAAGUAUUUGCUUCUGGGGAUAAUAUAUUGGUCAGUGUUAAUUUUAAUAAAGACAAUGUAGCUGAACAAAUACUUCAAGAACCCUUAAAACGUAAACGACAGGAAACUGUAUCUGUUUUGUCGACUAAAAAAUCCAAAAACAGUGUUGCUGCAGCUAUACCCGAUACUACUUCGAUCAAUCACAAAACUUCUACCCUGAAAAGAAAUCAAAAUCCGAGAUGGCAAAAUAGAAGGAAUAUUGUGCGAACAAUUGAAGGUAUGAAUGCCAAACCGGUUGCCAUCAUAGAUUUAAAUACAUCUCCUUUUAGAGAAAUAGAGAUGUCUCCUAAAUCUAUUAUUGUCUUAACGGACAGUGAUGAAGACAAACAAGUUUCAAAAUUGGAAACUAAAAAAGACAACAGUCCAGAAAAAUCUAAAGAAAAUAUUGUAGACGAACAAAAGUCUGUUGAGAAAAAUGAAAACAGUACUCAAACAAUACCAACAAUUACGAUUGGAGGUCCAAAAACACCUCCAGAACCGGUUAAUGCCAUUUCUAAACCGGAUAUUAUAUCUAAUAACAGUUGUGAAUUUAAUAGUCAAGAUGAAGAUCACACACAAUCGCAUGAUGUACGUGGUCGUGGUCCUAAUACUCCACCAGAACCUCCUCGAUCUGUGGAUACAAUUGCCAGUGAAACAGCUUAUGAUCCUUUUGAACCGACAAAAUCAAAUUCACCCAGUCCUCCCCCCAGAAUUGAUAUGUUUGAAGAUGAUGACGAUGUUGAUCGUCAUGAUCAUAAUAAUCACGAUGAUGAUUGUGAUGAUAACAAUGUUAGUGUUAAUGAUGAAAAUGAAAAAAAUGACCAUGAUGACAGCAACCAUCAUAAUGAUGCUCCUAUACAACCUCUUGAAGAAAACAAGACUGUAGACAGCCAAUUGGCAAUUUCGCCUCAUCGAAAUAUAGCAAAAACUAUUACUCCUCCAUUUUUAGAAUCCCAAAAUACCAAUCAAAUAGAUAAAACUCCUGAAAAACUCGUUACUAAUGUUGUUACAAACCCAUCACUGUAUACUAGUCCAAUAAAAGCGGCCAAAACUCCUAGUCCAAAACAACUGACACCCACAGCCACUAAUGCAGAUGAAAUAAUUGAUUUAGACGAUAAUGAUGACAGUCAAACUACAGCAUUUGAUAAUGUAGCUAAUUCACCUUAUUCUCCCAGUGAAGGUUUUGUGGAUGAAAUGAAAAGUUCAUCGCCUGUAAGUCCUACUCCUCCAUCUAAUAAGAAUAUUGUUUCUACUACUUCACAGUCUCAUAAUAUCAAUGAAACGAGAAGUAAAUUGGAUACUUUGCUCAGUAUACUACCACGAGUUACAAAAUCUUCAAAUAAUAAUUUUGAUAAUAUUGCCAAACUCACUAAUCUGAAACCGAUUAAAAUGCCAGCUUCUAAAACAGCAAAACGUAUGUAUACUCUAAUAUAAUUUAAUAUUAUUUGUUUAAUUAUAUUUUUCUUUUCAUUGGAUUUUUUCUUUUUAGAUUUUAAACAAACUAUGAUAAAUGAUGACGGUGUAGAUGAUUUACCUGGGUCAGCUGUUGAAUUAGAAUCGAAGAACAAGGUAAUUAAUCCUUUUAAAAUAACUGUUUAGUGAUUCAAAGUUAAGGUAAUAAUUUUUGAUAAAUGUAUAAUGUGCAGUUUUUGGAGAAGCUCAAUCGUCAGGAACGUGUCAUCGAAGAAGUAAAACAUGUGUUAAAACCUCACUAUAACAAAAAACACAUCACAAAAGAACAGUAUAAAGACAUCAUGCGGAAAGCCGUACCAAAGGUAAUAUUUUUUAUUGUCGACAAAUAAUUUCCAAUAAUUAAUUGAGAUUUAAUUUUGGUAUGUAGAUCUGUCACAACAAGAGCGGUGAGAUAAAUCCGCAGAAAAUACACAGUCUCAUUGAAGCAUAUGUGAUCAAAUAUAGGCAUUCACACAGAAAACAAGUGCAACGGCUUUCAAACAAGUGA